Messenger RNA from Ornithorhynchus anatinus (platypus), 4713 nucleotides. RefSeq names its product pleckstrin homology, MyTH4 and FERM domain containing H2 (gene PLEKHH2). Gene Ontology annotation, cellular component: cytoskeleton; cytoplasm. Lineage: Eukaryota; Metazoa; Chordata; Mammalia; Monotremata; Ornithorhynchidae. Gene Ontology annotation, molecular function: actin binding. The record is from RefSeq and is a predicted model, not a curated record. Gene Ontology annotation, biological process: negative regulation of actin filament depolymerization. Bases 82 to 3576 code for a protein of 1164 amino acids. The transcript is spliced from 23 exons.
AGCAGAGUAUUGUCGGCGUGAGUCUGCUGCUGUCCAGCCCAACAUCCGAGGAAGGAGGCGGUUCGCCGGGCGGGGAGCGAGAUGAACUUGACGGCCUCGGACGACAGCGGCUCGACGUUUGAGGAGGGUGGUUUGGGUGCCCGGCGGCCCGGAGCACGGAAGCUGUACCUCUGGCGGCAGGAAGCCCAGCGGCAGGCCCGGGACCGUCGGGCCCGGGCCGAAGGCAGGGCCGGGUUGUUGGGGUGCCGCGGGGAGCGGCCGGGUCUGGAUAGCUCCUCGGAUGAGCUGAGCAGGAGAUUCCAGUCUCAGAGGCUGGAUUACCCAUUGGCAUCUGGUGAGACCAUCAUGCCAAGCCCAAGUGAGACCCCUGCCCUCGCACCCGGGUCCUCCCACCAGCUCCUUGCCGCAGGCCCCCAGGGCCUUGGCCCCCCAGCCCCACCCCGGCCGAGGGCCCCCAGCUCGCCUCUGGCCCGCAGGCACCUGAGCCAGCCGCCGCUGAGCUCGGACCGGGCCUUUGGAAAGAAUAGGAACGCCAUAAGUAUGAUCAGGCCUUUCCAGCCACUGGAAACCGAUCUUGACUUGGUUGACGGGGAUGGUCCUGAUGCCGAGGAGGCCAUGGACAUUGGCUGCGGAAGCCACGUGUCGGCCGGUGAAUCCCCUGAGGCACGGGACCCGGAGACCUGGGAGUCGGCAAAGAAGGCCCCGGCUACUAAGCCCCCAACACCCCCGCUCCACCGUUGCCCGUCCUGGGAAAGCAGGAUAUAUGCUGUGGCCAAGUGCGGCAUGCGGAUGUCCGAAGCCAUCGGCGUGGAUGGUGUCUGCCAAGCUUCUGGGGCAGUGACUCCUGAUUCCAUGUCAGGACUCUACACAUCACUGCUCUAUAAGAACAUGACAACGCCAGUGUACACCACUCUAAAAGGGAAGGCAACUCAGAUAAGCAACAGCCCAUUCCUAGAUGACUCUUCGGGCUCCGACGAGGAGGAUGGCUCGAGGUCCAGUUCCCGGACGUCAGAAUCGGACUCUCGGGGCAGAAGUGGGCCAGGAAGCCCCCGGGCGAUGAAACGUGGUGUGUCCCUCUCCUCGGUGACUUCAGAAAGUGACUACGCCAUCCCACCUGAUGCCUACUCCACCGACACUGAGUUUUCAGAACCAGAGCAGAAGCUCCCUAAAACCUGCCGCUCUUCCAGUGACGCUGGAAAAAACGAGCCCCUGGAGAAGUCUGGCUACCUGUUAAAGAUGGGGGGCAGAGUGAGAGCCUGGACCCGGAGGUGGUUUGUCCUCAAGGGUGGCGAGCUCCUGUACUACAAGUCCCCGAGUGAUGUGGUCCGCAAGCCCCAGGGUCAGAUCGAGCUCAGUGCCAACAGCCGCAUUGUCCGAGGAGAGAGCAAGCAGACGGUACAGCUGGCCACAGAGAAGCGGACGUACUAUCUGUCAGCCGAUUCCCCCAACAUCUUGGAGGAGUGGGUGAGGGUGCUACAGAGCGAACUGAGGGUCCAGGCCGCCAAUCCGCUCCUCGUCCAGCCUGACGUCAAGCCCACUGUCAAAGGGCUCCUGACCAAGGUGAAACACGGCUACUCCAAAAGAGUGUGGUGUUCGCUUGUGGGGAAAACGCUCUACUACUUUCGCAGCCAGGAGGACAAGUUUCCCCUAGGCCAGAUCAAGCUCUGGGAGGCGAAGGUGGAGGAGGUGGACAGGUCCUGCGAUUCGGAUGAGGAUUAUGAGGCCGGUGGCCGCAGCCUGCUGACCACUCACCGCACCGUGGUGGUCCACCCCAAGGGACAGGGGCCCACCUACCUGCUCAUCGGUUCCAAGCACGAGAAGGACACCUGGCUUUAUCACCUGACCGUUGCGGCUGGAAGUACAAACGUCAGUGUUGGAUCUGAGUUUGAACAGCUGGUGUGCAAACUACUCAAUGUAGAAGGGGAGCCCUCCUCCCAGAUCUGGCGCCACCCCGUCCUGUGCCACACCAAGGAAGGGAUCACCGCCCCGCUGACCACGCUGCCCUCGGAGGCCCUGCAGACCGAAGCGGUCAAAUUGUUCAAGGCCUGCCAACUGUUCAUCAAUGCGGCGGUGGAUUCUCCUGCCAUCGACUACCACGUCUCCCUGGCCCAGAGCGCCCUGCAGGUCUGCCUCACCCACCCGGAGCUCCAGAGCGAGCUCUGCUGCCAGCUUAUCAAGCAGACUCGGCGUCGGCAAGCACAGAGCCAACCGGGCCCACUGCAGGGCUGGCAACUCCUCGCGCUGUGUGCUGGCCUCUUCCUGCCCCAGCACCCUUUCCUCUGGCUCCUGCAGCUCCACCUGCGGAGGAACGCAGACCCCAGGACGGAGCCCGGGAAAUAUGCCAUCUACUGCCAGCGCUGUGUGGAGAGAGCCCGACAGAAUGGGGACCGCGAGGCGCGACCCUCCCGCAUGGAGAUCCUGUCCACCCUGCUCAGGAACCCCUACCACCACUCCCUGCCCUUCAGCGUCCCCGUGCACUUCCCCAACGGCGCAUACCAGGUGGUUGGGUUUGACGCUUCCACCACUGUGGAAGAGUUUCUGGACACACUGAACCUGGACACUGGCAUGAGGAAGCCCUCCCAGUCAGGAUUUGCCCUCUUCACUGGCGACCCCUCCGGCCGGGACGUGGAGCACUGCCUCCAGGGCAGCGUCAAGAUCUGCGAUAUCAUCUCUAAAUGGGAGCAGGCUUGCAGGGAGCUGCCUCCCGGGAAGUGUGACGGAGCGAAGACCGUGCGCCUCACCUACAAAAACAGACUCUACUUUUCCACGCAAGCUCGGGGGGAGACCGACCGCGAAAAGCUGCUAUUGACCUACCAGACCAAUGACCAGAUCGUCCUGGGCCUCUUCCCACUGGACAAGGAGCUGGCCUUGGAAAUGGCCGCACUGAUGGCUCAGGUGGAGGCUGGAGAUUUGGAGUGGCCGUCAGCGGCGGCCGGGCCGGUGGCCCUGGCCAAGGCCAACCAGGCUCUGAAGCAGGCCCUGGAAAGGUUCUACCCAAAACGGUACCGAGACGGCUGUUCCGAGGAACAGUUACGGCAGCUUUGCCAGCGGCUGUCCGUGAGAUGGGCGGCUCUCCGGGGCCACAGUGCGGCCGACUGCGUGCGCAUCUACCUGACGGUUGCCCGGAAGUGGCCCUUCUUUGGUGCCAAGUUGUUUCCUGCAAGACCCGUGACUCCGACUUCCCAGGAAAGCCCCAACGUUUGGCUUGCUGUGCAUCAAGAUGGCAUCAGCGUCCUGGAACACGCCUCCAUGCGGUUAAUGGUCACCUACGGGUACAAGAGUCUGAUGACCUUUGGAGGUUUCCAAGAUGACUUCAUGUUGGUGGUCAGCACCGUGCGACCCCAGGGUGAAUCGACCGACAAACUGCUCUUCGCCAUGGCAAAACCCAAGAUUCUGGAAGUCACCCUCCUGGCUGCCAGCUACAUCAACAACUUCCACCAGCAGAAGGGCGCCGUCCACCACCUCUCUGCCCCCGCCCUGCUGACCGCCCGAGUCGGAGCCCCUCAAGGUGAGGACCUUGGGAGCCGGCGACCGCUGCCGGCCAGCCGGCCCACCAAGGGCCCCACUCUGCUGUGAGGGACAAGUCCAGGGAGGGAGGCCCAGGGCUCUCCCAGGCCGCCCUCUGUCCCUGAGGGCCCCGAGCAUCCUGGAAUCCUCUCCGAGCCACAAAAGGAUCAGAAUGGGCAGGAAUCAUCUCGCCAGGAACCUCAACUGCUUACCUGUGGCGGAUUCUCUGGGAGUCCAAUGGGCCAGCCCUCUGCUCUGGGCAGCAUUGCCCCCUGCCCGCCCCCAGCAACUGGAAGCUGUCCAAGCCUAGGGCCUCCUCAGCCUCCCAGGCCGGCCUCUGGGCGAACGCGGCAGGCUUCCAGGAAGGGCCAGUUGCAUCAGUGCGAUACGGCCACAGUUUGGAGAAGACUAGAGUGGGCCGUGCUGGAAGUGGUUGCCGCUGCUCCUGGGAGGAGCUCCAGAGGCUCCUGGUUGCUGGGGCUGGAGCUCCUCAGCAGGGAAAGGUGGGUGGAAUGAGUUUCCUGAAAGCAGCCACUCCCAACCUGGCCUCCUGAGCGUCCAUCUACAGGUUGGCCACGGCAAAGACUGAUAUUCUCCUCCACAUCUCCACCAGAAGGGGUUCUCCAGAUCAGGUGUCCACCGGGCCUGCCGGGAGCAAACCAGAGUCCCAGGGUUCGACGCCUCGCCGGGACAUCUGGGUCCCCGGGCACCUGGUCCAGAGAAAAGUGCCCACAUCCCGGAGGCCAGGGCUACCAGCUGGGCUGCCGUCACCACCCCAACGUAAUCCUGGUGGGGGGACAUGGUUCCACCCCAGCCCCGCCAGCAGGAACCCCCUCAGAGGAAGUGAGAAGCCCCCAGCCAUUCUGGGAGGGAAGGACUCUGCUGGAUCGUCGCACCGGCCUCUAGCUACUGCUGGAAGAACCCUGGAACCCGCCCUCAACCCAUCACCGAUUAGUGAUGGUUUCUCUGGGGCUGGAGCUAAAGUUGCUGGGAAGCAUCAGUUGGAUUUUCUGGCAGGGUCCGCAGGUCCAUCCCAUUGCAGGCAUAGGCCUGGUGGGGCCCACUCCCAUCCCAGCACGCAGAGUCACACGCUGCUGCCCUCUCCUAGUGUGGGCUACCUUGCCGGGCCCCUGGGGUGGCAGCUGCCCUUUCCCCAGAACACAACCUCCCCUGCUCCUGCUGAGAAUAAUAACAAUGCCACCAUCA